AUGGGAGUGAAUUUUCAGGGGCUGGGGAUUUGUUGUCGGAAACCCCGCCCCGGUCCCUUGCUUUACCUGUGCCUCAGGUUGGCUCAAGGGGGGGAGGACGCUCAGGUAGGCAACGUUUAGGGAAGCGGGCCAGGGGAUCGACUCCUGCCAGGGCAAUUUUGCCAGCUUAGUCCUCCCCUGUUUUACCAUCGGGUGCGGGUCUCUCACAUGAUUUUUCUAUUCAGUCUACCUCAGGGGCCGCACAAGUUGAGGCAGAUGCGGACUCUUCAAUAGAGGACAGCUUGCCUGUUCCAGCAAAAUCUUCUUCUGGGGGGCAUCGCCACCGUAAAAAGAGUUCCAGAAGACGUGCCAAGAGGAGGAGGGGCGAGUCUUCAUCUUCUUCCACAGGUACAUCUUCUGGGAGUUCAGGGGACGAGGCUGACGCAUCCCUGGGUCUUUAUUGGGGUUUUGGAGAACCCAUUGGUGGUUUGCCAAAAUGGGCAUGGCAACGCAGGGCUAAUUCACAUAGGGCCAGGUAUGGGGCAAUCCUUGAUUGCUGCGAUGGUAGAUUGGUUCCUGACGUAAAGGUCUCUACUAACUCUGUUAGAGACAUUAUACCAGGGGCUCAUUUGUCCUCUAAAUUGCGGUCCAGGAUUUUGGAUGGCCGCUAUGUGGACAUUUUUGACCUGGCACCACCAACCGCAAGCCUGGAUGCUCUUGAUAAAGCCAUAUCUGCCCCAAAGAGGCAGACUGCGCUUAAAAAGUCGGAUAGGACUUUUGAGCGCUGGCUGGAUAGCUUCCAGGUCUUUGCUGGGGUUGUCUCGGCUUCUUAUCCUCGGAGGGCUUUGUAUCUCUUUGUGUACCUGUCUAUUGUCCGCUCGGCGCACGCCAUGGCUGGCGCUGAGGCAGCAAUCCUUUACGAUGAAAAUUUUCGACGUCGCGCUGGAAAAAUCCCUACGGCUCGAUGGGACCGCAGGGAUUUGGACGUGUGGACCACUUACGUGGUCCCACAUUUUGAGAGGAAGGCCCUGGAACAGCCCAAGCAUAAGGCAGCCCCUGUUCAGCCUGGGCGUAAGAGAAUCUGUUGGGAUUUCAACAAAGGAGAGUGCCAACGACAGCCUUGCAAAUAUCCCCAUGUGUGUGAUACGUGUGGCGGGAGUCACCCCGCUACCAAUUGUCAGGGGGGUAAGCGGCCCUUUCGAGGGGGGAAAGGGGGUGCUCCGCAACCCCCAAAGGCCACACCCUCUACCUCUUCCACUGGAAUUGGUAAGUAG
This is a messenger RNA of Podarcis lilfordi (Lilford's wall lizard), 1253 nucleotides long. The record is from the annotation of a GenBank genome assembly. NCBI's taxonomy places the organism in Eukaryota, Metazoa, Chordata, Lepidosauria, Squamata, Lacertidae.